Vairimorpha ceranae is the source of this 1704-nucleotide messenger RNA. RefSeq names its product atp adp translocase. The transcript has a single exon. Gene Ontology annotation, biological process: nucleotide transport. NCBI's taxonomy places the organism in Eukaryota, Fungi, Microsporidia, Nosematidae. The coding region runs from base 1 to 1704 and encodes 567 amino acids. Gene Ontology annotation, molecular function: ATP:ADP antiporter activity. Gene Ontology annotation, cellular component: membrane. The record is from RefSeq and is a predicted model, not a curated record.
AUGUCAGUAGACAAUUCGAAAGUUCUACAAAAUAACGAAAACUCUGCUCUUCCUACAGAAGAUGAAAUUGAGUAUGAGGCCAGCAAUGGUUCUGGUAUAUAUUCACUUAUUAGAGUAGCAAAGGUUGAGAGAAAGAUGUUUUGGAUCAUGGCAGCUAUGUUCUUUAUUAUCUCCUUUAUUUAUUCGGUGGCUAGAGUGCUUAAAGAUGCCGCUGUUAUUGGUAAACAACUCCCAGCGUCAAUUUUCUUUUUGAAAUUUGUUAUUAUCCUUCCGUUCUCAUUUAUUUCAGUAGGUAUUAUUCAGAAAGCUUUAGAUAAAUAUCCUUUUACAAAAAUAUUUGAUGUAACUUUAAUAGUUUUCGCUGUUGCAUUUACUAUACUUGGUAGUUUAUUACUUCCCUUUAGUGAUUAUAUUCAGAUUCAACCGUUUUGGGCCAAAGAUAUUUUUGCUGAUGGAAAAGCUGUUGCCAGAAGUACAGAUUUUUUAUUUUCUAUUGCACUUGUUUUCAAUGAAUGGACAAGUUCUGCUAUCUAUGUUUUAUCUGAAAUGUUUGGUAGUUUGAUUCUUUCAUAUUUAUUUAUGACGUUUGCUAAUGGUCUUUCGACUCCUGGACAGUCCGCUAGAUUUGUCCCUUUAUUUUAUGUUGGAUCUAAUUUGGCUUUACUUCUUUCAGGAAUGAUAAAUUACUUUUAUAGUGUAAGUAAAUCUAAAAUGUCGUAUGUUGCGGCCGAAAGAUUUUUUAAUGGAUUUUUUUGUCUGAGUGGAAUUCUCUGUGCUGUAAUUUAUCUUCUAAAAAAAUAUUUAGAAAAUAAUGUUACUAGCAAACCAAUGUUUGUUAGAAAGACUUUUACUAAAAAGAAGAGUAAAGUGAAGGUUGGAUUUGUUGAUGGACUUAUUGAGAUGAGUAAAUCUAAACUACUGUUGAAUAUGUCAUUAGUCGUAUUAUUUUAUGCUGUUUCUACGAAUAUUAUUGAGUCAGCUUAUAAAUCUGCUUUAGCUGUCGGUGCUAAUGAAACUGGUGAGGCAAAAUCUACCUAUGCUUCAAUUUAUACAUCAAUUGAACAAUCUGGAGUUGCUGUCAUUGUCAUGAUUUUGCUACUUACCCCUUUUCCAAGGCUUAUUAAAACAAAAGGAUGGAUUACAAUAGCCAUUCUAUGUCCUAUUAUUACUUUUUUUUCUGCUUUUGGUACUUUUGUAUUAGCUUAUUUAAACUUCCCAAUUACAAACAAAGAGGAUAAUAUAUUUGAUAUUUACCGUUUACCGUCAACUGAUUCUAUAAUCAAAUUAGAAAAUAUUGUUGGUGUCAUUUGUGUAUCUUUAAUGAAGAUUUCUAAAUAUGCAGCAUUUGAUAUCACAAAAGAGGCUUUGUCUAUGCAGAUUGAUGGUUCUAUAAGAGCGAAAUACAAAGGUAUUUUUGAUGGUGUAUUUGGUAAGCUGGGGAAAUCUUUUGGAUCAGUUUAUGGAUUUACAAUUACUACAUUAUUAGGAACAAGAGAUGUUCGUAGAGGUGCUCCUAUAUCGCUUUGUGUUCUAAUAUUGUUCUGCCUUAUAUGGUUUUAUUCUGUUUUCUAUCUCAAUAGAAAAUAUAAAGAAUCUGUCGAGAAUAAUGCACCAAUUGAUAUUGAUUUAUUCACUAGUUCAAAAGUCAAGGCACCUUCUUCUGAACCUACUGUUGCUACCAAAAGUGUUACUACAGAAGAAUAA